AUGUCUAGGCAUGUUGUCAAGGCGUCUACUGUGAUGUCCUCACAUGCUGCAUCCAUUGCAGCCAGCAGGGUCAUCUACGACGUGGACGACCCCAGCACGCCCAACGACGAGGGCAUCACGGCGCUGCACAACGCCGUCUGCGCCGGCCACACGGAGAUCGUCAAGUUCCUGGUGCAGUUCGGGGUCAACGCCAACGCCGCCGACAGCGACGGAUGGACCCCUCUCCACUGCGCCGCCUCCUGUAACAACGUCCAGGUGUGUAAGUUCCUGGUGGAGUCGGGCGCGGCCGUCUUCGCCACCACGCACAGCGACAUGCAGACGGCAGCCGACAAAUGUGAGGAGAUGGAGGACGGCUACGCCCAGUGCUCCCAGUUCCUCUACGGCGUCCAGGAGAAGAUGGGCGUGAUGAACCGCGGCGUGGUCUACGCCCUGUGGGACUACGAGCCGCAGAGCGAGGACGAGCUGGGCUUCAGGGAGGGCGACUGCAUGACGGUGCUGAGACGGGAGGACGCCGCCGAGACCGAGUGGUGGUGGGCCCGAUGCGGGGACCACGAGGGCUACAUCCCCCGAAACCUGCUGGGGCUGUAUCUGAGGAUCAGGCCGCGGCAGAGGAGCCUGGCUUAGCCCGCAAAUCCUUCAAAAGAAGACCAAAAACCUCGUGAGGGAAGGACUGCAAUCAUCCGGACGCAGGAUGUCAGAGAUGUUUUCCCCAAACUGCCGUUGGACCUUUAUUUUGUUUUGUUUUUUUGGUUGUUUCAAUCUCAGCACAAAGAAUGUCCCAAUGAACAGGAGUUAAUCUGCAUUCUGUGGUCAAAUAAAAAGAAUCAGUUUAUUCAAAUG
Molecule: messenger RNA, 840 nt
Organism: Perca fluviatilis (European perch)
Lineage: Eukaryota; Metazoa; Chordata; Actinopteri; Perciformes; Percidae
Product: apoptosis-stimulating of p53 protein 2-like
Exons: 7
Coding region: 1-624 (207 amino acids)
Biological process (GO): regulation of apoptotic process
Cellular component (GO): nucleus
Molecular function (GO): p53 binding
Source: RefSeq, a predicted model, not a curated record